This is a messenger RNA of Vicia villosa (hairy vetch), 1170 nucleotides long. RefSeq lists its product as uncharacterized. Bases 1 to 1170 code for a protein of 389 amino acids. NCBI's taxonomy places the organism in Eukaryota, Viridiplantae, Streptophyta, Magnoliopsida, Fabales, Fabaceae. The transcript is spliced from 5 exons. The record is from RefSeq and is a predicted model, not a curated record.
AUGGAUAGAAAAUCAUGCACUAUUGGAGAGUUUAGUAGUUUCCCUAUCAAAAGGAGUUGUAAUGUAGAUAUUCUCCAAUUUGAGGAUGACACAUUAUUGGUGGGUGAGGGUUCUUGGAAGCAAGUGAGGGCGAUAAAUACGGUGUUGCGGGUGUUUGAAAUUGUUUCAGGCCUUGGAAUUAAUUUUCAUAAAAGUAAGCUUAUUGGUGUUAAUGUUUCUCCUUCCUUUUUGGAUGCGGCCGCGUACUUUCUUGCUUGUAAGAAGGAAGAUAGUGUUUUAUCUUUUCUUGGCAUACCCGUUGGUGGUAAUCUAAGAAAAUAUUCUAUGUGGCAACCGUUGUUGAACAAGAUGAAAAAAAGAUUGUCGGGAUGGAAGAAUCGAUUCCUCAAUCUUAGUGGCAGGAUCACUCUAUUAAAGUCUAUUUUGAGCUCCCUCACUAUUUUCACUAUGUCCUUUUAUUUGAUACCGAAAAGAGUGGUGAAAGAUUUCACUAGUCUUCAAAGUAAUUUCUUAUGGGGUGGAGUGGAGGAAAAGAUGAAAGUUUAUUGGGUGGGGUGGGAUGUUGUUACUUUACCUUACUUGAAGGGUGGAUUAAAUAUUAAAAGUUUAGCGGAUUUUUAUUUGGCUCUUAUUAACAAAUGGAGGUGGAAGAUUUUACAAGGUCAUAAAGCUUUGUGGUAUGAUAUUUUGAAGGCCCGCUAUGGUGAUUUGUCCAUUCUUGUCCUUUGUGGAGGUAAAGCUUCUAAUGACUCUUCUUCUUCGUGGUGGAGGGAUAUUUUAAAAGUUGGUCAUUGUGGUAUGCCGGAUCCUAUGGUCUCUCAUUGUGGUUUUAAGUUGGUUUUAAUUGGGGGUUUGAUGGAAACAAAGGAUGCGGUGGUUUGGCUUAAAGAUUUGGAUAGGGGAUACUUGGUUUCAUCUUGUUAUGGCAUUUAUGCUUCUUUCCGUGUUCCGUUGGGACCUCCUAAUAGGGAGGAAAGGGGUCAUUCUUUUUUCAAUUGUGUGGUGAUUAAGAAAGUGUGGAAAGAGAUAACUCUUUGGGUGAGUUUUUCGUUAUUGGAGGAGGAUGAAUUUCUCCCUCAUUUUAUGGGAUGGUAUUCGUUUUUCCGUGGUAAAAAGAUAAAAGAAGGCAAAUUGGGUGUGUUUUGGCUUGCAACCUCUUGGGCGAGUUAG